AUGCCCCGCAGUUUCCACAGCCGCACCAGUUUCCGCAGCAUUAUCACCCCCAGCAAGCUCAACAGAUUUUGCCAAGUCAGCGAAUUCCUCACCAUCCUCAAGUCCAUCCACAGCAUGUUCUGCCAAACCAACAGAUUCCUUACGCCCUUCAAAUCCCGCAGUCACACCAUGGGCGCUCUGUUCAGCAAGCCCAUCAGCCACGGCAUCCGGCUCCAUCCAUUGCACAACCUGGACAGAGCCAACCGGAUCGCAGCACAACAAGUUCGGCGGAUUCCCGAGCACGAAUAUCCUAGUAGCCCGUAUGAUUGGCUUUCUCACGCGUCAGCAGCGCAUUUGUCAACCCUCCGGAGCCCAGAACGCAGAGCUGCGCGUCAGCUCCCGCCUCUUGUACGGCACUACCAACAUGUCUCUGACUUUGCAUUUGGGCCGAUGAAAUUUCCGCCUCAGACGGGCCCCAGAAGUCUGGGUUUCACUGUAUCAAGUGAUAGCUUGGCCAGAAUCCCACUAGCUUUUGAAAGUGAGGUCGGCCUACCGGUCCGCUAUUAUGGAGAUGGGUCGCUUCGAUAUCGAUUACGGCUUUGUAUGCGACCCGAGUCCGAUGAAACAGUAUCGCCAUCGGAUUGGGUGGUUUCCCCUACUCACUGGCCCCAGGCGAUCUUCCCCGCCUUGAACGGCCAAUCUUUGAUGGUUCGCCGGAAGCAGCACUUUCACCAUGAUCUCCCAGUUGACCUGUCGGACUUGGUGGUUAAAGGGGAUAAUGUUGUCAGGAUUAGUUUCCCCGACAAACCGGUCAAUUACAAAAAGGGGAUGACGUAUUUCGUUGCCAUUGAGAUUGUGAGUACCAUGUCGCACAACGCUCUGACCUCCAUGGUAUUGGAAGCACCCCCGAUAUCAGCUGAGGAAACCGGUGCUGAGAUUCAACGACGACUGAAACCAUCCGAGUCUGACGAUGUCGUGGUCGAGGAUAACACAUUCUGCAUCAAUGUUGCAGACCCGUUCAGUUCCUCCUUGUUUGAAGUUCCAGUCCGUGGAGUUUUAUGCAAACAUUUGGAUUGUUUCGACCUGGAAACAUGGUUACAAACUCGCCAAGGAAAACCGGGCGGAGGACUCGAGGAGCCUUCAAUGGCCGAUAACUGGAAGUGCCCCAUAUGCUUCCUUGAUGCUCGUCCAAGCAGCCUUCGUGUGGAUGAAUUCUUUGCUGGAGUACGCAAGGGCCUGCUUGCGCAGGGUUUGGGCAAGACGAAAAAGAUCCUGGUUACGGCCGAUGGCAGUUGGAGUGCAGUUCCCGAACUGGACGAUUCAGAUGACGAGUCCCCUGUCCAGCCGAACCGUUCUGUUGGCGAAAGGAUUAAUCAGAACAAAGCCACAGCACCGGCGAACAUCAUUGAGAUUGAUGAUGACUGA
Clonostachys rhizophaga is the source of this 1404-nucleotide messenger RNA. The record is from the annotation of a GenBank genome assembly. NCBI's taxonomy places the organism in Eukaryota, Fungi, Ascomycota, Sordariomycetes, Hypocreales, Bionectriaceae.